Molecule: messenger RNA, 2295 nt
Organism: Daucus carota subsp. sativus
Lineage: Eukaryota; Viridiplantae; Streptophyta; Magnoliopsida; Apiales; Apiaceae
Product: putative proline-rich receptor-like protein kinase PERK6
Exons: 9
Coding region: 153-1874 (573 amino acids)
Biological process (GO): protein phosphorylation
Molecular function (GO): ATP binding; protein kinase activity
Source: RefSeq, a predicted model, not a curated record
GUUGGAAACUAUUCCCAUGCACUAUCAUUUUUAAUCUUCCUCCUUUGAGAGUCCUCCCUGUCCCUGCCCCUUCUCCUACAGCAGCAGGGGUCUUCGUUUGGAGGAGUGGCGGGGUCUGCUGAAACGUUUCAGUAGACCAUAUUGCUCUGAAAAUGUCUUCAGGUUCUAGCUCGUCGGCUCCACCAUCGAAAAAGGGCUCUUCAUCAUCAUCGUCGCCUUCACCGCCAAAAGGAAGUAACAACAACGGGAAUAAAAAGUCCCCAUCAACACCUUCAUCCUCCAACAGAAAUUCAUACAGUCCAUCAGCUUCAUCACGUUCAAAUUCACCUUCAGGAAAAUCCAAUGCGAAAGCACUUGCACACAAGUCCAAAUCAUCUGGUGACAAUGACACUGCAAAAAAAGCCAUCAUGGGAGGAGUUAUUGGAGGAGCAGCAUUGUUGCUCCUAUUUACCAUAGCAUGCAUUUGUUGUUGCUGUAGAAAGAAGAAGAAGAGAAAGGCUGAUUACUACGGAGACAAUUUCAAUAGAAACCAAAGUAAUGGCUACUACAACAGUGGUCCACCACCUGCAAACUGGACGAAUCCUCAAUCUUCUGAAUAUCAUCUUAAAAUGCCUCAGAGUGGUGCAGUUAGUUCUGAAUAUGGCUGGAGAGGUCCUCCUCCUCCACCACCUAUGGGACACAGUAGUGAUAUGAGCUCAGCUGCUUACUCUGGUCCAAUGCAGCCUCCCAUGCGACCUCCCCACCCAGCAGUAGCCCUGGGAUUCAACCAGAGCACAUUUACAUAUGAUGACCUAGCAGCUGCCACUAAUGGAUUUUCCCAGUCUAAUAUGAUUGGACAGGGUGGUUUUGGUUAUGUUCACAAAGGAGUAUUACCAAAUGGCAAGGAAGUUGCUGUAAAAAGUCUCAAAGCUAAUAGUGGCCAAGGGGAAAAUGAAUUUCAAGCUGAGGUAGAAAUUAUUAGCCGUGUUCAUCACAGGCACCUUGUCUCUUUGGUUGGCUAUUGUAUUGCAGGAUCUCAGAGGAUGUUGGUUUAUGAAUUUAUUGCAAACAAUACCCUUGAGCACCACCUUCAUGGGAAAGGCGUUCCGGUCAUGGAUUGGGCUUCAAGAAUCCGAGUCGCUCUUGGAUCAGCCAAAGGGUUUGCAUAUCUUCACGAAGAUUGUCAUCCUCGCAUUAUCCACAGGGACAUCAAAACUGCAAAUAUCCUACUUGAUGAACAUUAUGAAGCCAAGGUAGCAGAUUUUGGAUUGGCCAAGCUUUCGAAUGAAAACAAUACACAUGUCUCCACGCGUAUCAUGGGAACAUUUGGAUACUUGGCACCUGAAUAUGCAUCAAGUGGCAAGCUCACCGACAAAUCUGAUGUCUAUUCUUAUGGUGUUAUGCUCCUUGAACUGAUAAGUGGAAAGCGCCCUGUCUUAAUGGAUGAUGACGAAAAUGAUACCUUGAUUGACUGGGCUAGGCCUAUUCUACUGCGUGCAGUAGAAGGCGGGGAUUAUGAGGAGCUGGUGGAUCCUCGCUUGGAGGACAACUACGACGCUGAUGAGAUGCUACGCAUGGUGGCGUGUGCUGCUGCAUGCAUCAGGCAUUCUGCUAGAAGACGUCCAAAAAUGAGCCAGAUCGUUCGUGCACUGGAAGGCGAUGUCUCGCUGGAGGAUCUGCAUGAAGGAGUGAAAACAGGGCAUGGUCCCCUGACUGGUUAUUCAAGCUCUGAGUACGACGGAUACAGUGUUGAUAUGAAGAAAUUCAAGAAGGCAGGAGGGUCGAGUCAGGAAUACACUAGCAGCGAGAUCGGUGACACUGGUGAGUAUGGCCAUUCAAGUGGCAACCCGUCGCAAGAAAUGCGUCCAAACCGGAGCCAGAUGAAUACCCCUUGAGCUUUUUGUUUGUCAUCAAAUUCCAAAUAGGCAACUUGUUGAACCACAAAAAUUUGGUCUUUCUGAGGAGUAUAGCACAGGAAAUCCCGGAUCAAAAUAUUAGCAAAGGCAUUCUCUGUGCACUUUGGUAUUUAUGUGCUCAAGACACUUGAAUAUUGAAGGUGAAGGCAUCUGAUUGCCAUGGCGAAUCAUUGUACACAAGUGGACUCGUAAAUUUGUGGGGUUUCAUGAUAACCUAUGCGAAUUUGUAUAAUUCAGUACUAAUAUGAGAUAUUGUACACGUAGGUUUUGUGUUUUGGAUCAAUGUUUACUCUUAAGUUUUCUUAUGACCGUAACCACAAAAUUUAGGGUCGGGUUUUGUGUAUUUAACGAAUUAAUUAAUAUAUUAAUUUUAAAAGAUCACUAUAUACGUAGAUUGCAU